Molecule: messenger RNA, 447 nt
Organism: Alternaria atra
Lineage: Eukaryota; Fungi; Ascomycota; Dothideomycetes; Pleosporales; Pleosporaceae
Exons: 2
Coding region: 1-447 (148 amino acids)
Source: RefSeq, a predicted model, not a curated record
AUGACGGUCACAGCAAGCAUUGACAUUGCAUCCCCACCAGAAAGCGUCCGCGCAAAGUUCCUCGACUUCGCAUCCCUUCCCAAAUACCACAAAGGAUUCUUCACUUCUAUAAGCCCACUCGGUCCUGUUGAAUCAGGAAACAAGAUACGCGUCGUCUUCGCAUCUGGACAAACAAUAGACGCCUCGAUUGAACACAACACACCUAUCUCAUUUGCAUGGACUGGUUCAUUACCGUAUGUGUUCACAGGCACGCACUCUUUCACUUUCGAGCCCAGCAACACCAUCCCUGGUGGCACGAAGUUUACGCAAGAAGAAGUGUUCAGCGGCGCACUGGCCUUCAUCAUGGGCGAGAACGUUAUAGCCCGACAAUUUGGUUUCCCAGAGAAGACGAAGAAAAUGUGGGAAGGCUACAACGAAGACUUGAAAGCGUGGUGUGAGGGACAAUGA